Molecule: messenger RNA, 4237 nt
Organism: Hypanus sabinus (Atlantic stingray)
Lineage: Eukaryota; Metazoa; Chordata; Chondrichthyes; Myliobatiformes; Dasyatidae
Gene: btbd16
Product: BTB (POZ) domain containing 16
Exons: 16
Coding region: 283-1812 (509 amino acids)
Source: RefSeq, a predicted model, not a curated record
AUUAAAAGAAGCCUGCGACCGCUCCACAGGCACCGACACGGGAAAUCUGACGGGCGCUGGGCGAGGGUCGAAAGCAGCGCAGCUGACGUACAAUCCCAGGCCGCCGAAAUUGCGCAGAAAUAAGACUGCGUGCUCGGUAGCAUUAUUGAAAUCCUCUUACUUAUCACCAUCAGAUUUGCUAUCACAAGUUCCAUACCAAACUCUGACAGAGCUGAUUGUCCUGUGACCCAUUGGUCUGCAGAAAAUGAUCUAUGUGCAUCUCCAACUCAAGAUUCUAGCUGUAUGCCCCAUCUGCCAAAGUGUUAUUCUGUUUCAAAAGCUAAAGGUUCAAUUAAACCAGUCUAUCAUAAAAAGAGCUUACCAGAAGUUAUUAAAGCCAAUGAAAUUUCCUGUUGCUAUUCAAGAAGGCUGAGAGAUGGCAUGACUCCAGAUGUGAUAUUAGAAAGUAUGAAUACCUUGUGGGAGCUACAUAGUCAAUUUUUCUCAAAAUCAGAACGUUUGCUUAACUUAUUAAAUACUUCAGAUCAGUCAGAGUAUUGCAAGAACAAAUCAAGAGAAACCAGAGGUAUCUGCCAAACAGGAGGCUUGUAUUAUUGUGGUCCUGAAGAUACGUGUUGUGAAUACAAGCUUAACAAUUUAAAGAAGUGUAAUUUGUGCAAGGUGCAUAAUAAGGAAAACCACUGGACCACAGAUACAAUAAAAAAUAUGAAGAGAAUCAUCAGUUUGAAGCUUGAUGUGACAGACCCACUUGUCACUAGAGAAGGUUUUGCUAUUGCAUUAGGAAACCUGUAUAAUGACAAACCAGAAGUGGAAGUAGAACAUAUUUUGGGCGUCUUUGCUGCUGCUGUAGUUUUGCAAUUCAAACGUCUGUUUAACAAGUGCGCAACUGUAAUGCUGGAUAACAUAAAUACCACGACUGUCUGUCACUUCCAUCAAGCUGCUUUGAAGUAUAACCAAGAGAAACUGAGACAAGCCUGUGAAAGAUGGUUGGAGUUAAAUCUUAUUGUGCAAUUAAGAUACGAGACCACUCUGCGAGAUUUACAAAUGGAAGUACUGCAAAAAACUUUAUUCUCACCAAGAUUGUUUACUUUUACUGAAUACCACAUACUACAAACUGUCCUCAUCUGGGUUUUCCUUCAGGUGAAUACCGAGGUACGGUUAAUGCCGUCGUACGAUACAGUCAUAGCCUAUUUUAUCAGUUUACGUGAGAUGAAAGUCUACGUAGAUAAGGACAUUCAUUUGAAGUAUUCUGGAUUGUUUCAGACCAUCCGUUUUCAUGGAAUAACACAAACUCAGCAGAUUAAGGAACUACAGCAGAUGGAUUUGUUGCCACAGACCAUUUUGUUACAAGUUGUCACCAACAACUAUUAUGCACUACAACAUGGUGGAGAUAUGCUAUAUGUGAAAUACUUUCCCUCUGAAGCAAUCCGGUUUGGUUUCAUCAUAACAGAGGAACCAUGGUACCAUUCAGAAAUAAUUUCCUACUGUGGAUUUUAUUUUGAACUCAAAGCUAUUCAAGAGAAAAAAGGUUCUAGUUAUAGUUUCUACAUGCAGAGAUUAAAUCAUGCAGAUUCAAAUAUACCUUUUGGAAUUACUGAACGCAAUGCUUUCAGCUUAAGACAGGAACGUGAAGUGAAAUAUGAAAUCCUAGUACAGACAGAAAUAAAUGAAGAAUGGCAAUUAUUUACAACUGGUUACUUAUGCCAGAAAUUUGGUGUUAACAAAAUGUCCUGCCAAAGCCAGAUUCUGUUAGUGGAUAGACUGACGAUGCCUGUUUACGUGACCUUUGCUCUUCUUUUUCCUGCAACUUGAAGAAGUCAAAUAAAACAAUAAGAAAUCAUUGAAAACUUUGAAUAUCAAUAUUCACAUCAUGAUUGUUUGAUCUGGUAUUCUCAUUCUGCAAGGGAUGUAAUAUUACCCCCCCCCCCCCACAUCUGUUUGGGAGUUUACUUUUGGUAAGCGACUUUCUGAAAAGCUGUUAUGAGUUUUUUUUUAUUAAAACUUUUAAUUUCAAUCUUUAAUUCAAAGGCCUUGAUUAAAAACAAAUGAGAAAUACAGUACUAAAAAUAGACAGCAGAGAUAAAGUUCUCUUUAAUUCUGCCAGGAAGGAGUUAUCUUGGUUAUACUGGGAAAAAUUAAAGGUCCCCAAGUAAACCUUGGCAACAUAAAUGAGUUUAGAUAGGAGAUACAUCUCUGUAAAAGGAGGUGUACGAUGCUCUUUCCCUCCACUAGUCCACAGGUGAUCCUUGUGCAAAGUGUAGCACCUCCUUAUUCUCCAAUCAGGGUCACAUGAAGCCAUGGGAGAAGGCAAUGGAUGGCCAUAUGAGCAGCUGGUGCUUAUCACAAGUCCUGGUUAUGCAAUCACUGACACCAACCAAUCUCUGAAAAGUUUAGUAACGACUGGUGUCACCCAUCUUGUAAAGACACUGCGUGGAAAGGCCAUGAUUGCCCAUGUCAGACAACAAGGCACAUUACAAGUGAACAAAUGAAGAAGCUAGUCCAGCAUGAUAUAUUUGUGUCCACAUCACCUUCAUCCAGUUCAAGCAAUUUGGGAAGACAGUGUAGAAAUAUAUUCAAGCCUUUGAGAUUCUUAUAUAUUUAAUUUUGUGAUGUAACAAAACUGAACCUAUAAAAUAUGUUGAGAGUGUUCACAACAGGAGGCAUGUAAUGUUCUGGAUCAUUGUGUAACUAAGGGGAGGGCCUUGGGAAGUGCAGCUGUGUUGAAGUGGAAGAGCUGACCUGAAGAACAUACAACAGUCGAAGCAUAGCCUGAAAACUUGCAUCAAAAAGCAACUUGGUACGCUGUAAAUGAGAAUCAGUCUCCAGCCAUUGAGGAGUGGAGAUGUUUCUUAUUAUUGCUAACAAUAUAUAUGACUCUGAACAGAUCCAAUAUGUUUUUUUGUUCUUUGUUGUAAGACCUAGUGAAAGGUACAUGACAAUGAAAUCUUCUGAUCAAUUGUUCAGCCUUGAAAAUGUUCACUUUGUAAAUAUGUUUAUUGCUCUUCACUUGUGAAUGGAGUAAGUCACUCUCAAACACAUUAAUAUAUUUUAUUUAAUUGGGAUUUUCAUAGAAGUCCAUAAAAUUUGGCAAGUGGUGAGCUGACUAACUGAGUCAAUUCUUAGCAAUUUUCUGCAUCCUGUCAAGAUGAAAAUCAAAACCUUUGUGUAUUUAGAGAUCACUAAUACCUUUCCAAGAACUUUGAAGCAAAUGAUACCAAACAAAUGGAAAAAACCAGGGUGCUGAGAAAGUUUAAGUUUGACUUCUGUUGCAAUUAAGAUGCUCUGUAAAUCUAAGUAGAACCUUGCUUUUUUAAUAACAUGGUUUAAAGUUGAAACAGAAAGAUCAACUCAUAAAAAUCAUCUGCAUUUUUUGCAAACUGAGGCCAAUAUUUCAAAGCUGAACUCAGCCCUUUUUGUAAUUCAAGGCUGGUUACCAUUUUUAGAACAUUUUCUUUAAGCUGAACGUUUUAAUAUAUAAUUUUUGGAUGAAUAAAUUCAGAGAAUAAUGCAGCCUUUUAGAUUCUUUGUGAUAACAUCAACUAGAAAUAUUCUGCAAACAGAAACCGGUAUUCAUUUCAAAAAGACCUGAUGACUCCUUAACAAGUGAACUGAUCCAAUUUUACAAGGAAACCUUUAUCUAGUUAAUGAGUUUGAGAACACAAUGGUCCUUUCUGAUGUAAGAUGCGGGGGUGGCCAGAAUGUCUGCAUCUCUAAUGAUGGCACGAUGAAAGAAAAACUGACAAAUGCUGAACAUUUUAAAUUAGUUGCUUUCAGGGUUUUAAUAGAAAUGUCCGAACUUCAGAAAAAAUUUUAAAAAAGGGUCCAUGCAAUAUUUUCCAGCACUGUAAACAUUUUGUUUUUAACUUUUGAAAGAAUCAUCUGAUUGUAUGAACAACUGUUCAUAGGAUAUCCUGCCUGCAGAUUCUAUUUAAGCACUCUUUUGUUGGCAAACCAAAGAAAUAUCUAAACGUUUUGGUCUGCCUCUGUGAAUCCAAUCGGCACAGCACUUUUGUUUUCCUCGAUUUUAUGCAAUAACUUUAAGAACAAGAUAUAUUUUUCAAAGCUUAAAAUUUGUAUUUACUUUCCUGAAGUAAAUAUUGCUAUAUCUUCAUAAACAAAGUUGUAUUUAUCAUCAAAAUAGCCCUGUCCCAUUGUUAUCUGUUACCAUAAAUCACUGUAGUUUUUUGCUAUAAAGAACUAUAUUCAACUACUAAUAACCAUGAGCUUUAUGUGACUU